AUGGCGACCAAAUUGUGCAGGAGCCGAGCUUUGGCUACGGCUCUGAGGCCAGCCAAGCCCUCCAUGCAGACUCGGAACGAAGCUGCUGCGCGAUGCUUUUCCGUCACAACCCGGCAGAACGUAGCCCUUCCCAAGGAGGCUCAGAACAUGCGAAAGGCACCUCGGCCGGAGCAAGGCACCCUGAAAGCUCCCCUGAUCAAUCCGGCAGACAAAUACCAGGCCAAGGCCGACGAUAUGCAUCGUUACGGCUCGUGGCUCAUGGGCUGCCUACCGAAGUACAUCCAGCAGUUCUCCGUCUGGAAGGACGAAUUGACAAUCUAUAUCUGCCCAUCUGGCGUCAUCCCAGUAUUCACCUUCUUGAAGUACAACACCGCGGCCGAGUUCACCCAAGUCAGCGAUAUUACAGCUGUCGAUUUCCCCACCCGAGACCAGCGAUUUGAGGUCGUGUAUAACCUGCUGAGUGUCCGACACAACUCUAGAAUUAGAGUCAAGACCUACGCCGACGAGGCAUCUCCUGUUCCAAGCAUUACUGGCCUCUUUGAUGGCGCGAAUUGGUACGAGCGGGAGGCCUACGAUCUGUUUGGUGUGUUCUUUGUCGGCCACCCCGAUCUUCGCCGUAUCAUGACCGAUUACGGCUUUGAGGGCCAUCCGCUACGAAAAGAUUUCCCCUUGACGGGAUACACGGAGAUUCGAUACGACGAGGAGAAGAAGCGCAUUGUCACUGAGCCAUUGGAACUGACGCAGGCUUUCAGAAACUUCGAGGGAGGAUCAAGCGCAUGGGAACAGGUUGGACCCGGUCUCGACAGAAAGCCAGAUACCUUCAAGCUGCCGACACCCAAGCCAGAGGAGAAGAAGGAAGAACCAAAGAAAUAG
This is a messenger RNA of Phaeoacremonium minimum UCRPA7, 873 nucleotides long. RefSeq names its product putative nadh-ubiquinone oxidoreductase-like protein. The coding region runs from base 1 to 873 and encodes 290 amino acids. NCBI's taxonomy places the organism in Eukaryota, Fungi, Ascomycota, Sordariomycetes, Togniniales, Togniniaceae. Gene Ontology annotation, molecular function: NADH dehydrogenase (ubiquinone) activity. The transcript has 2 exons. The record is from RefSeq and is a predicted model, not a curated record.